Tuber aestivum (summer truffle) is the source of this 2464-nucleotide messenger RNA. The record is from the annotation of a GenBank genome assembly. Lineage: Eukaryota; Fungi; Ascomycota; Pezizomycetes; Pezizales; Tuberaceae.
AUGUCGCUUCUUCAGAAUCAAGAGUAAGCGCCCCCCAACUGUUAAACCUGUGGUCUCUUAUCACUGACAUUCCCGCCAUUCUAGCUUUGUUCUGUAUCGCAUUCGCAACCGCUACCUCCACUGCGUGCGAGAUGGCGUCGGCGAGCGCUUGAUCACGGUAAACCCAGCUGCGCUCAAUGUCCCCGCAUUCAAGAACGCCGGUUGGGGAUGUCCCUCGGAGAUUCGUCGCACUUAUUCUCCGCCGAUACCCGUCGGUGCAUCGACAGAGUACUUUACUAGCCGGGCGCCGCUGUCCAACCGAGACGCAGAUGGCAGUCCUGUACCGUCAUUGCAGCAGCACUAUCAGCAACAGCAGGUUGGGGGUGUGGGUCUGGGAAGGUCGUUCAUGAGGCCUGGGCUUGCAUCACAUUUUUCAAACGAAAGUACUGAUGCUGUGGAUAUGGGGUUAGCGGGGGGUACUGGGAGGUUGGAGGAAGUUAAAGAGAAGGUACGAAGGGAACACCACGGGGACAGGGAGGAUGAUAGCUCUGACAUGAGCGAGGAGUCAGAGGAUGAGGAGGCGGGGACUGCGUAUGCUCAGUUGCAUCCUAUGUGAACGUCCCGUUGCUGAUAUGGACAUAGUCCUCCGCAGAAGGCGCAGUUCGAUUUCGCAAAGAAGGAAAUUCCUCAACGUCCCCGCUCGGGGUCGUCGCCGCUUCGCUCCGGCCCCAGAGUCCAGGACUCCUCCACCGCCCGCUCCCGUGUGCGCCGGGUUCGCGGGGGCUCACAUGGGGAUGUGGACUUUAAUGGAAAGGUCCACCACCCCUCCAACAGCCUCCCAAAACCUUCCGAAGAUAUCCUCUCUAGCAGCCUGAUGGGCGCCUCGGAACGGCUCCACGCCGAGAUCACAGACAAACUCCACUCAUCCCCGAACUCCUCCUCUUUAACCCACGCGAGUAGUUUCAGAGACGACGACGACGACGAUUCAGACGCAAGCAGUCUUGAUUCGGACUUUACUGAAACAGCAGACUCUGAUCCCACAAGUGUCUUUUCCAAUGAGGGGGGUGCACCGUCGUCUCCCGGGAUAUUUCACGCUUUACCGCCACCCAUACGCCCGGUUUCCAUGAUUCAGCCGGUAUCUAUGCUAACCAAGUUGCUCAAGGCGAAGGAAACGGAGGCUGCAAAUCCGAUGGAGGAUUAUCAGCAAUUCGCCGGAAAAGGGGAAUUGGCACCAAUAACACUGAAGCUGUACAUCCCGUAUUCCAAAUCCUCCUCUCCAUUCGAAGUCAUAAUCAAGAGAACGCGAAAAGCCCAGUCUGGAGAUACUAUAGUGGCGGAAGCAAUCGGGUUCACGUUGUACAAGUACAUUGAAGACAAGAAGGAGCCAGAGUUACGAGACGAGUUGUGCGAUAUCAACAGGUGGGUACUGAGAAUGGUCGAUGACGGGGAACCGGAUGAAGAUUUCCCGCCGUUGGAGAGGACGCAGCCGAUUACGGCCUAUAUAGCGCAGGGUGGGCGACGGGGCGGGAGAGGUGGCGCGGCAAAAUUGGAGGGGGAGUUUGCACUUGUGGAGGCUACAGGGGAGCAAUGUUUGUUCUCGCACGCUCUUCUUAUUAACCACUUGGGCAGUAGUUGAUUUUUGGCGACAGAUCUAGAAAACGAAAGGACAACACCGAACACGAGCCCUCCAAAGAAGGCCAUUGUAGCCACUACCACCACGACCCAAACACUGACAAUCCCAACGACAGAGAUAAUCCCUCCAACCCCCUCAACCCCUCUCCUAACCUCCUCCCCCGCCUCCACCUUCCCCACCAUUCCCCCCACCGCAACAACUGCUGCAGCCCCCACUAAAACUCUCCGGAUCCACAUCUCCCCAACGUCCACCUUCGCGCACUCCAUCCCCCUAAGCGUGAGCACCACCACCCCCCUCUCCACCGUUCUCCAGCAGAUCUGCCAGAAAAAAUCCCUACAACCGGAGCACCACAUCCUGCGCAUCACCAACGCACCCACGUUGGCGAUCCUCCCGUUAGCCUCCCCGGUCAGCACGUUGGGAGCCCAAACCGAUCUCGACCUCGUCCGGAACCCCACCCUCCCCCUCCCCCCUCCUCCCCCGCCGGCGCUCGAGGCGCCAGAGGCGGAAGCUUACGUGCCGCCAGAGGCAGACUACCAGCGCUUCACACUAUACAGGAAAUCGACGACCCCGAUUUCCUUCUUGUCGAGGCAUUACGAGAGGGUUCUCGCCAUCGAUGGGGAAUAUCUGCAUAUCCAGUCCGUCAGGAAGACCAAGAGCGUGCAUGUUAGUACCAUUAUAGGCGCGAAGGUUUGUGGCCGGGGGGGUGUUGGGUUGAAGAUUUUUGUGUGGAGGGGUGGGGGGAAGGAGAGUAAGUUUGAGUUUGAAGCAUCGAGUGCGGAGGUUGCGGAGGAGGUUGUCGGGGUUGUUAGACGGGGGGUGGAGGGGUGGGGUGGGGGCGUGCGGGGAGAAUGA